GCUCAAAGGGGCUGACUAGGGGGUAUGACACACCGGGACAGUCAAUUUGGUCGUGGGCUAUUCCUAUGCCUUCAUCAUCCUAAUUAGUGACAACGUGAAUGCUACACAUCAUGGAAGAGGGAUCUAUCGCACAAGAAAGAAACGAGUAGGCUCAAAUCUCACAUGGCUACCUAUAUGCUCUAUCUCUCAUUCUGAUUCCCUGAACUAGAUGCAUAAACGACUAUCAAGAGCAAGUGAUCAAUCCAAGUCACAGUUGGUAAGCAAACAGUUGAAAAACUGAAACCCUACAUAACUCUACUACAUGUCUCAGUCAUCAUUAUAGGUUGUCUUAGUCACGAUCCAGUUGUCAUGCAUCAAUUCCAACAGCCAAUCAAUUCAUCAUUAAACACAGUGCCAAUAUGAUCAAGCAAACAGCAGUACUUGGAGCCCUCAAAUCUCGAGAUUUGGACAACGGACUAGGCUCCAAGCACACAACUCACCCAGCAGUCAAAGAUAGAGAAACACCCCCCACACUUAAGCACGACAUUUCCCUCAAUGGAGAUGAGGGAAAGAGAAGGGGAACGAUGUUACCGGGAUGUAAAACUACCGGAGACUGGAAAUGGACCAGUCAGCGGGGGACAGACGGAACGAUGGAACAAUUCUGCACGAUGAGAACACAAACAACACACUAGCACACUGUGCGUUAGGGAUCAGUGUUAGCCCAGAUGGGCACAAAACAAACAAUCCAACUAAAGAAAAACAAACACACAAAUGACUCAUUUCAAGAUCCUCACACACAUGGAGCAAACAAGAAAAAUCCCAAACACAAACACACUCAAAGAAGCGACGAGUACAGCCUACUCGUCGCCGAGGUUGUCCAAGUCAAUGUCGUCCAUGAAAGCAUCGUCACUGGCUGGCGGAGGUGGGAGUGGGGAAUCCUCCCAGGGAGUCCUCUAGACUGGGUGCUCGCCCGGUAUCUGCUAGAGCAGGUGCUUCUGAACCUCCUGCAUACGACGAGCCCGACCACGCUCCCUCUCAAUGUGAGCAAGGGUUACCCCCUGCCGGGCCUGCAUGCGGUCGAGGCGCUCAUCAUAUGCAGCCAUCCGGGUGCUAUACUCGGCCUGGGGAGUCAAGUACUGCUGCUGGAACUGGAGAUGAUGGUCGAGGAGCUACUGGUUCUAGAGAUUCAGCUGCUGGAACUUAUGAGUGAAGUAGUCUUGGGAUGGAAAUGCGGAGCUACUACCCCCAUACUCAUAGGAGGUGUGGUAUGGGGCGGUGUGGGCGGCAGCAGCGUCUCCAUCAUCGGGAUGGUCAUCCUCAGCGGCAGCAUCCUCAGGAACUGCGGGCUGAUCCAUCGCAGGGAGAGGUGGUGGAGGAAACCCCUCAAUCCACUUGAUGCCGCGCACGACUCGCAGCAGGUACAUCUUCGAGACCAUCUCUUCUCCGGAAACCGCAGUGUCUCCCUGCUCUGUGCAAUCCUGAUAGGGGAUCUGGAAAUAGGCUGCCAGGCGGGUGAUGAGUGGGGUGCAGUGGAGGGCAGGUUCAAGAAGGCGCGCCUAGCCGCACACCUAGGCUCAAUUAGGCGCUAGGCGGUGGAGGAUCGCCUUGACUUGGCCAUAGGGGUUGUAAAAGGCGCUGGUAGCGCUUAGCAGGUAGGAAUAGCGCUUAGUUUGGGCCUAGUGGAGAGAAGGCCUGCCUGGGCGUUCCUGGGCGAGCUUAGGCUGUUAAACCCAAUACUCUUCGUUUUGUCCUAGAAAAUCAGAAACUUGCCUCUUGCCCUAGAAAAUCAGAAACACGGGAAGUAACAUCUACUGCCGCCUGCCGCCCUAGCUCUCGCCCCAUCUGCGACCACCUGCCGCCCUAGCUCUCGUUCCGUUUGCUGCUCUCUGCCGCCGUCGAAGAAAGUCAUCAAUCACUCUUCUCGCCUUCACAUCACUUCGCUGCUAUAGUGGGAAAUAAAGUCGAAACUCGUCA
This is a messenger RNA of Linum trigynum, 1953 nucleotides long. The record is from the annotation of a GenBank genome assembly. NCBI's taxonomy places the organism in Eukaryota, Viridiplantae, Streptophyta, Magnoliopsida, Malpighiales, Linaceae.